CGCUGCAGCUGGAUCGCGGGCGAAGGAGAAAAUCAAUUAAGUUAUGAAAAAUAGCAUUAAUUGCCUUUCUUUGUCACCGCGGCUCAUGAAGAAAUGGCGGAUCUCCAGACGUCGUUCAUGUGAGGACAAACACUUCGCACCCGAUGGCGCGUUCCCCGACCACAGGAACCACCUCCGCCCACAGGGAUAUUUACGUUUUUUAGUACUACUACAGAAUAUCUUCCAAACACACGAGAAUGAGCUGAUGGUUGUCGAAGUCUGCAAGAAGACGCUGCAAAACAGAGAGAGGCUGACUGGAAGAUGCCAAGAAAAAAACAGCAGAAUCCACAGCCAGUCAAGUUGGAUUCUGAAGAUGCUGUAGCCACUGAAGCUCCUGGAAACCUCUCAUUAGACACAGACUUCCUUCUCGGACAAGACCUUGAGUUUGGUGAUCCUGAUCAUGACAACAAGAUUUUAGGCCUGGAAAAGUUCUCAGAGGUAGCUGCUGAGAUUGGUUUCUCUGUGUAUCCUCUGGGUGAUGAGGAGAGCCCUGCCUACGGACAGCUCAGCAUGGAAAGUGAAACAGACAACUCUCGCAGCACGACAGACAACGGGCGGGAAGAUGAGGGCAGAGCAGCCCAGUCGGAGCCCAGUUUUCCCCCGUACUUGUCCUGCAGGGGCUGCGGACAGCUCCGCGAUGAACCUCUGGGACCUGGCAUAGACCUCGUUGGUCCGUAUUGCCUUAGGUGCUGCAAAGCCUCCAGGGAAGCUAAGACUACAGACUUCUGCUCCCCCUUUGGAGGCAUAAGCGGGAUUCGCUCAGGUUCCCACUCGCAGCUCGAUGGCGACGGGAUGGGUGACAAAGCACUGACAGCCGAGGACAAACUGGCCAAGCUGCACUCAUGUCACCUCUGUGGCUUCUCCUCGCGUUACGCCAAUCAUGUGAAGCGCCACAUGAAGACCCACAAUGGGGAGAAGCCCUACAACUGCCCCCUGUGCACUUAUGCCUCGGCCCAGCUGGUGAACCUGCAGCGUCACCUGCGCAUUCACACCGGGGAGAAACCUUACAAAUGUGACACCUGCACUUUUGCAUGCAGUUCCCUCGGCAACCUCAAGAGGCACCAGCGCAUGCAUGUGCCCUCUGCUGGCUCUGUACAGGAGGCUCCGCCGAGACCCCCCCCUGGCCUGAACAGUCUGAAGAGGCAUGUGACCGGGCAAAGACCCAGUGAAGAAGAGCCUGGUGCCUCAGCAAAGGUUUCAGAGGUGGAAAGGCCGACGUCUAACCUGAAUUUAGGAGCCCCGAACAAUGACUUCCUGUCGGCCUUCGAUGGCUUAAAGGGGGCAUCACCACCACCCAUCCCGCCCUCUAACCCUGCUCCCAGCCACCAGCCUCCGCCUGUGCUGCCGACCACAGGUAACGAGGGAAACAGGACAAAUAGGGGAGACGUAUCAGACGGUGCAACCCUCCCCCCUUCACUUUUUCCCUUUACUUGCCGUUUGUGUGGCAUUGUCCUGGAGGAUGAGGACGGUUCCUCAGCCCAAAUUUGUGCCAAGUGUACCCUUGAAAUGCUGACUAAAGACGCCUCGUCGUCUCCCAACAGCCCCGGCGAGCGCAGCGACAAGGUGUACACCUGCGCCGCCUGCCCCUUCCUCACGCACUACCCAAACCACUUGGCACGCCACAUGAAAACUCACAGCGGCGAGAAACCGUACAAGUGCCCACAGUGCGACUACGCCUCAGCGCACUUCGACAACCUCAAGCGUCACCACAGAGUGCACACGGGCGAGAAACCUUACAAGUGCCAUUUGUGCGACUACGCCUGCGGGAACCUGGCCAACCUGAAGCGCCACCAGCGGGUGCACUCGGGCGCCAAACCAUUCCAGUGUGCCGUGUGCAGCUACAGCUGCAACCAGAGCAUGAACCUGAAGCGGCACAUGCUGCGGCACACGGGGGAAAAGCCGUACAAGUGUCAGGAGUGUGGCUACACCACUGGCCACUGGGACAAUUACAAGAGACACCAGAAGAAACACGGCCUGGCCACAGACGGCUGGGUCAAGGUUCCAAUGACUGGCAACGACGAAGACGACGAAGUGGGGAAAGGGAUGGGAGGGGGAGGCCAGACUCACAGAAAAGAAGCAGGAGUUGAUAUGCAGUAUAUGUCUCGGGAGGGAGGUCAGACUAUACACUCGUGCUACAAACUUGAGAUUGUAUAAAUAUAACACAGCAGAACUAAGCUACCAGCAAUUGUGUUUUUGUUUAUUCUCACAGAGCCUUUAUAUUGUUUUAACGUGUCCGUCGUUUAGUGUUUCGUCAGACGUCUUCAGAGGCUGCUAAUUGUUAAUUUGUAGAAUCUCGCACAAUUAUGAAAAACCAAUUGUCGGAUGCCUUUUGGAUUAAGUAAGGUGGAUGAGUCUGUUCAUAGUUUGUCUUCUCCUCUGUCGCUGUGUUUAUGUCGCGACUAAUGGUCUUUACUGUCAAAGUCUUUUCACUGUCUGGUUCAGUCUUUUACUGCGCGCUUCUUUUAACAGUUCCCCUUAACAAAAAAAACACAUAUCCUGUUCUACCAAAUACUCCUGAACAAAUCUACAUGGAGCUGCUGCACAACUUCCCCCGAACUGUUACGUUGCACCGUGUAGUUUCUUUUAUUUGUUUGAUAAAAGAUCAUCGAUGUUUUUAUCGAAGUCGUCAGUGCCACAAGAAUCAAAAUAAAAUAACAUGAAUGUAACUGAUUUACAGAAUUCUUAUAACACUCAUAUCACAUGACAGGAGACUGAUUUACCUUUGGUUUGACUGUUGAGGUUUAUUUUAUCUUAAAACUCAACUUAAAAUAUGCUGAGAAGACUACACAGUGCAGCUUUCAGUAAAGAUGGGUCCUCGUGAAGAGCCAGUAUUGUGUUUUCCUUUGCAUUGGGGCACAGCUCUGGUCAUGGCAUGCCAUCAGAUGAAUUUACUAAUGUAUGUAAGGUGCAAGGUGCUUUUUAAAAGUACUGGAAUUGUUUUACACUCGCUAAAACUAUAUUGAAUAAUAAGGUUGUGUUUCUAAAUAAUCUCCUGCAACUUUGACUAGAUUGUGGGGUUUUUUUGUUUUUUUGCCAAACCCCUCAGGAUAGAAAGUGAAGUGGAAAACAAGAAUGUUGGCAAAAAAACAUUUGAACACUAAAACUGCAUGCACAAGCAUUUUAGUUGGUUGUAUGGAUAAAGGGAAAAGCACAAUCAUACACACAGCGACAUGUUGGCACGUUUAGGAUUCAGUUCUGAGACGGGAAAAGCAUCAAUAUCUUAUUUGUGAUUCAGGAGGGACAUGGGCAUGUUCAAAUAAUUUCCCCCACAAAUCUGCUACAUAUCAGUAAUCUAACUUUACUUUUUGGGUCUUUGUCGAGACAGACUGUAGAAUCACCUUCCUCCUACUAUUUACUAUUGACUGUGAAAUUAGCCCAUUCAUGUUUUUUUUUUACUUAAAAAAGAUAACACUAUUAGCAAGCAUGUGAGUGUGUAAUACUUGUUUUAUUUUUCUAAUGUGGCUGUAAUACGAGGCUAGAGUUGCAUACGGUAAUAUAUAGAAUUAGACUUUUUUUUUUCCAUUUUCAAUGUGUGGUGUCAUUUAGUUUCCAUGGAAAGAACAAUAGGGAAUAACAAUAAUUUAAAUUUGACUCUAUUUGUGAAUGACUAUUAUAUGCAAGUGAGAUAUUUUUCAGGUUGCCAAUUUGCCAUGACACCAUCAUCAUCAUCCAACCCAUCGAUUAGUACAACAUCCCCCGAGUGUCCAUUUUUGUCCUUAUGCAGUGUCUCAUAAAUGCCUUAAGUGAGGAAUUUCAAAUAAACACAUGGGAUUCAUUUCAUUGAAUGUCCGACAUCA
Molecule: messenger RNA, 3836 nt
Organism: Paralichthys olivaceus (Japanese flounder)
Lineage: Eukaryota; Metazoa; Chordata; Actinopteri; Pleuronectiformes; Paralichthyidae
Gene: znf513a
Product: zinc finger protein 513a
Biological process (GO): regulation of DNA-templated transcription
Molecular function (GO): DNA-binding transcription factor activity, RNA polymerase II-specific; RNA polymerase II cis-regulatory region sequence-specific DNA binding
Source: RefSeq, a predicted model, not a curated record